This is a messenger RNA of Moneuplotes crassus, 399 nucleotides long. The record is from the annotation of a GenBank genome assembly. Lineage: Eukaryota; Ciliophora; Spirotrichea; Euplotida; Euplotidae.
AUGGUGAGAGUAAAACACAGGUAUGUCUUAACAGAGGUUGUCCAUGAGAAAAAGACCAAAGAUAUGAAACAACUAGCUUCAAUGGAGAAGAAAGAUAUCUUAAAAAUCUUAAAGAUCCAUAUAGUCGACCUCUUCGGUGACACUGGCGUUUGAAAAAUAGUUUCUAAUUUCCAAAUCAAGUAUUGGAACCCCUCUACAGGAAUCUUGAUCAUUAGAGUAGGAGCAAAGAAUGUAGACAUGGUCCAUCAGAUGCUGCCUUGGAUAACAUCACUCUCUACGGUUAUAUGAAAAGUGAAGACUAUUCACACCUCUGCCACUUUGAAAUUAAUAGAGUCGAAGUUGAAGAAAGUCAAUGCUAAAUUCUGCGUGAAGGCUGACCCAGAAGAAGAUAGCCAAUAA